AUGGUAUUUCUUUGGUUGACGGUUAUUCUUGGAGCGGUUUCCCGCGUCGCCGAAGCGGCUUCUCUGCCAAUCGUUGACCUAGGGUAUGAGUUACACCAGGCAAGCUCAUUCUCCAAUGAGCACGGUUGGUACAACUUCAGCAACAUUCGAUAUGCUGCCCCACCUUUGGGUCAACUUCGCUUUCAGCCUCCCGUACCACCCUUGACAAAUCGAUCCAAAAUUCAGACCGGAGAUGUAGGGAGAGUGUGCCCCCAGGCAGACAUGCCCCAGUGGGCUACUACUGCUUCUGACUUUAUUGUAGAGACCUUGUUUGGAUCUACACUCAAUACUAGCGGCUCAGAGUUCUCCGUUAUCGAUGGGGCGGGAGUUCACGACGGCCGAAUCUCUGAAGACUGUUUGUUUCUAGACGUCAUUGUCCCCAAGAAGGUAUAUGAAAGAAGGAGUCAGAACCUUACGGAAAAAAGCUUGGCUCCGGUACUCGUCAGCAUCUACGGUGGCGGAUAUGUGAUGGGACACAAGAACACCAUUGAUCCUUCUGGGCUUAUGAAACGUGGUAUGCAAGCUGACGAUGGGUUUAUUUGGGUUUCCUUCAAUUAUCGCGUCGGGGCAUUUGGAUGGCUUGCCAGUGACGCUACCACAGAACAUGGAGUUGCCAAUGCUGGCUUGCAUGACCAACGCCUCGCUCUUGAAUGGGUGCAAAACAAUAUUCAUCUCUUCGGUGGUGAUGCAAAUCAGGUCACUGUUAUUGGACAGUCUGCUGGAGGCGGAUCUAUUGUCCAUCAGAUAGUUGCGUACGGGGGCGACGUGCCAGCGACCUUCCAUAGAGCGAUCGUUCAGAGCCCCGGGCUGUCUUUUACCACAGAGGAACAGCAAAAUGAGAUUGCGAAUCAAUUCUUGCGGAUUCUGAAUGUCACCUCUAUCGAAGAAGCGCGCCAACUGCCUACCGAGAGCCUCAUUGCUGCCAAUUCGUAUCAGAUCACAAAUCUUUCUACCUAUGGUUCUUUUUCCUAUGGCCCUGUGGUUGAUGGUAGAUUUGCACCAGACGUUCCAGUGCACCUUCUCACAUGGGGCAGGUUCAACCACAAUGUUUCAUUAAUCGUGGGUCAUAAUGCGGACGAAGGGUUGUUCAUUACAUCUCCCGAAACAAGGAAUAGCAGCGUUCUGACUACGCUUGUCGGCGAGGCCUUUCCGAACUUCGGCCCCAAUCUUACCGACUAUAUCGUCAAUGACCUCUAUCCCCCAGUUUACAACGGAUCUUACGACUAUAAAAGCCCGGUGUGGAGAGCAGACUUGCUGUUUUCCGAGGCAUAUUUCACAUGCAGCACCAACGCCCUCAGCAGAGCCCUACCCAAUCAGACUUAUCCUUAUAUGUUCAGCGUCUUUCCGGCGCUCCAUAGUAUGGAUUCUUCUUAUGUUUGGUAUGAUGGGUCCAGCUCAGCAGUUGGAAACGCAACCAUUGCAUACAUAAUGCAGGAUUAUACUAUCAGUUUCGUUAAAGGUGGAAUUCCUUCUUCUACCAUUGGACCCCUCUUCCAACCUUGGAGUGUGAGAGGUUCCGUGCUGAAUGUUGACACAUCCGGUGUCGCAGAGAUGAAGGAUCCAACUGAAAACGAGCGCUGCCGUUUCUGGCAGCGUGCCCCAUACUAGAGUCAUCAGAAGGG
Messenger RNA from Aspergillus piperis CBS 112811, 1661 nucleotides. RefSeq names its product carboxylesterase family protein. The record is from RefSeq and is a predicted model, not a curated record. The coding region runs from base 1 to 1647 and encodes 548 amino acids. NCBI's taxonomy places the organism in Eukaryota, Fungi, Ascomycota, Eurotiomycetes, Eurotiales, Aspergillaceae. The transcript has 3 exons.